UUUUUUUUUUUCCCAAGAGGAAAAUCUAAACUAUUAAAACUGGUGUACAAAUAAAUUUUAACUCUAAGUUUUCCUCCAUAAUUACUAUCCAAUGCCAUUGAACUUAUAAAUAACAAUUUCCAUAAAAAUUAUUACGAAAUUGCCUAAUAUUUAGCUACCUAAUAAAUUUAGAAGAUAUGCAACCCUUCAUUUAAUUUAAAUCAAAAUCAAAAAUUUAAUUUUGCAAUCCAUAAAAACUAUAAAAUAGAUUAAAUUAUCAGAUUAAUUUAUUAGUUUAUUGAAAAUUAAAUUAAUCAAAAUCGUUUAAAUUUUUAGAAUAAUAAAAAUAACUCAGUUAUAUUUAAUUAAUUAGUCUUUUCUAAUUUAAUUAGUACAAUAAUGUAUGUAUUUAAUUUUAAACAUUUACAAAAGCAAAUACCCGUGCGGACGAGAUUUAGUUUAGGUCUAAAGGGUAACGUUAUUAGAAAUUAAUCAGACACGGAAGACUGAGGUCCGACACAAUAAAAUGUUACCUUCUAUAGUUGGAAAAAUAAAUUUAGAAUAAAAUGUUAGUCUAAACUUUUUUAUUUUAAACAAGAAACAAUACAAGACUUGUAACAGUGCUCCAUCAUGUAAUGAUUUAUAGUUGAUUAGGGACCCGUUGGUUUGUGCAUCUGGAAGAUGCAUCCAGAUGCUCCAUCUGGGUGUUGUUCGUUUCUUCAUUUCGUCCAUACAUCCAGAUAAAUUACUUGAAUGCAACUAUGUUCGUUUGCUUUUUCAUUUUUUAACUUCCAUCUACAUCUAGGUGGACUUGUUAAUAAAAUGAUUAAAAUAUAAUUUUUUACGUUUCGGCGGAAAAACAGCAUUUUUACGGUUUUGGCAGAAAAUAUUUUUGCGGUUUUUGAGAAAAAAUGUGUUUUUGGCGAAAAAGUGCAUUUUGUUGUUUUGGUGGAAAAAUUACGUUUUUAUGGGUUUGACGGAAAAAUAUGUUUUGCGGUUUGGACGAGAAAAAUGUGUUUUGCGGUUUUGGCGGGAAAAGUUUUUUUUCACGAUUUUAGCGGGAAAAGUUUUUUUCGCGAUUUUGGCGGGAAAGGUUUUUUUGCGAUUUUGGCGGAAAAAACAUUUUUGCGGUUUCGACGAUAAAAUACAUUUUUCCGGUCCUGGGUGGGAAAAUACAUUUUUCCAAUUUUGGCGGGAAAAUGCGUUUUUUCCAAUUUUGGCGAGAAAAUGUGUUUUCUAGUUUUGGCGGAAAAAUACGUUUUUCCGGUUUUGGCGAAAAAAUUAUGUUUUCCGGUUUUGGCGGGAAAAUUCCGUUUUCCAAUUUUGGCGGGAAAAUUGUGUUUUCCAGUUUUGGCGGGAAAAUGCAUUUUUCGGUUUUGGCGGAAAAAUUGCGUUUUUCCGGUUUUGGCGAGGAAAUUGUGUUUUCCGGUUUUGGCGAGAAAAUGCUUUUUGCGGUUUUGGCUGGAAAAUGUUUUUUUGAGUUUGGCGGGAAAAUGCGUUUUUUGGGUUUUGGCGGGAAAAUACGUUUUUUUUUUGUUUUGACAGGAAAAUGCGAUUUUUCGGUUUUGGUCAAAAGUGCGGUUUUACUGGUUUGAACGAAAAAAUGUGUUUUUUAUGGAAAUUGAACUAGAUGCAUCUUGCGGUUUUGGCGGAAAAUUGUGUUUUCCAGUUUUUGCGAGAAAAUGCAUUUUUUGGUUAUAGCAGGAAAAUGUAUAUGCAAAAAAAUAGAAUUUAGGGUUUGAAAAUAAUAUUUUGAUUUUAAAAUGUCAUUUUUGUCAUUUAUCAUUUUGGAUUGAAAUAGAUGCAUCUGCAUCCAGAUGCACCAUCAAAACUCACCUUCAUUUGGUGGAUGAGUUUUUAAGAUGAAGGUAGCAUUAUAAUGCACAAAACGAAGAUAGAUUUGCAUCUUCAGCUAGAUGGAUCUUGAACAGGCCUAGUAAGUCAUUUAUUAUUGUUAUGAAAGUAUGCAUUCCUGGACAUGGAAACACAAAGCAGAAACUUUGCUCUUUCGAGUCUUCUCCAAAACGAAAACGUUUGCAACCAUUGCUCUACAUUGAAUGAAUGGUAGGUGGAUCACAAAAUUUCUGCCAUUAUAAUUGGAUACAUUUUGAUUAUUUUAUUACUACUAGUAGUAUUAUUUACUAAACUAACCAAGCAAACAAACAAAAGAAGCGUCAAAUUGUAAAGAACACAGCGCAUUACAUUAACAAACGAAAUUAUUUGAUUUGGUUAUAAACUCUCUCUCUAGCUCUCUAAUUUUCUGGGGGAAGUUUUCUCGGGAAUCAUACAGGGAAGAAGAGUAUCUGAAGCUAUUCGUUCAUCCUGCUGCAGGAGCUACUAGCUCCGAUUGAUCGAUCCCAGAGUAUGAGGCUUCCUUCCCCUAGUCCCGUUGAGCCGAGGCACCGACUAUCAAGUCAAACCGAUGAGACGAGCAAGAGGAGAUCGCUGAGAAAUCGAGAUGCUAAAGAUCUCGACAAGGGAGGAUUACACGGCUCCUUUCAGUAUAGAAACUGGACUGGCAAAUUCUCUACGCUGAAAGUUGUGUUGAUUCUCAUUGUCCUCGGAACCGUGUAUACUCUCUACCGUUCACCAGCAGUACACAUCGCUGAUCAUCCCUCCAAUAAUAACUCUAGAUGGAUGAUGGAGUCAAGUGCUCUUGAUCCUCGCUAUGUAUCUUCAGCUGAGAUAAACUGGGACCAUAUGUCAGACGUUGUGGAGAAGCUGACUGGGAAGAGCGGGUAUCAAGGGGUUGGCUUUAUAAAUCUUAACGAUGAUGAGAUUGCUCAGUGGAAGGAUCUGAUACCUGACUGUGACCAUGUUGCACUUCACCUGGGACAUAUGAAAAGUAACAUAACUUGGGAAUCUUUAUACCCUGAAUGGAUCGAUGAAGAGGAGCAGUUCGAAGUCCCCACUUGCCCUUCCCUUCCUUGGAUUCAAGUUCCUGGCAAGCCUCGGCUUGAUCUUGUUGUCGUCAAGCUUCCGUGCAACAAAGCAGGAAAGUGGUCGAGGGAUGUUGUUAGACUGCACUUGCAACUUGCAGCAGCUCGGGUGGCUGCAUCCUCUAAAGGCCUUCACGAUGUGCAUGUGCUUUUUAUUACUGAUUGCUUUCCCAUUCCUAAUCUUUUUAUUGGAAAGGAGCUUGUUUCCCGUCAAGGGAACCUAUGGCUCUUCAAGCCCAACCUUCACCAGCUGAGGCAAAAGGUGCAGCUGCCUAUUGGUUCCUGUGAACUUACAGUUCCUCUUAAAGCUAAAGAUACUUUCUACUCAGCAAGUGCAAAGAGAGAAGCAUAUGCCACUAUAUUGCACUCUGCUAAUUUUUAUGUGUGUGGAGCCAUAACAGCAGCACAGAGCAUUCGCAUGGCUGGCUCUACGCGAGACCUGGUGAUACUUGUUGAUGACUCGAUAACUGAGCACCAUAGAAGUGGCCUGGCUGCGGCUGGAUGGAAGAUUUAUUCUAUUCAAAGGAUACGGAAUCCGAAAGCUGAAGCAGAAGCAUAUAACGAAUGGAACUACAGCAAGUUUCGUCUUUGGCAAUUGACUGAGUACGACAAGAUCAUCUUCAUUGAUGCUGAUAUGCUUAUCCUCAGGAACAUUGACUUCCUCUUUGAGAUGCCUGAGAUAUCUGCCACCGGAAACAACGCCACCCUCUUCAACUCCGGUGUGAUGGUGGUUGAGCCAUCAAACUCCACAUUCCAGCUGCUUAUGGAUCACAUCAAUGAGAUCGUGUCGUACAAUGGAGGAGACCAAGGAUACCUUAACGAAGUCUACACGUGGUGGCAUCGGAUCCCGAAACACAUGAACUUUCUGAAGCAUUUCUGGGAAGGUGAUGAGCCUGAGAUAAAGCAGAUGAAGACGCGUCUCUUUGGAACCGACCCUCCUAUUCUCUACGUCCUCCAUUACCUUGGUAACAAACCUUGGUUAUGCUUCAGAGACUAUGACUGCAACUGGAAUGUCGACAUUCUGCAGGAGUUUGCAAGCGAUGUAGCUCACAAAACCUGGUGGAGAGUGCACGACGCCAUGCCUGAGAACUUGCAGAAAUUCUGUCUGCUGAGAUCGAAACAGAAGGCGCAACUGGAAUGGGACAGGAUGCAAGCUGAGAAAGGAAACUACACAGAUGGACAUUGGAAGAUUAAGAUCAAAGACAAGCGACUAGAGACUUGUUAUGAAGACUUCUGCUACUGGGAGAGUAUGCUUUGGCACUGGGGUGACAAGAACUGGACUGACAAUUCUACUAACUCUUUAUCACCGCCACCAGCACUUAAAACUCCUCUUUCUUCACUGUAAGCUUUGUUAUUUCUUUACCGUAUAGUAUUACUUUUCUGGGUAUACAACAGGCUUAGUUCCUUUAUAGAUGUCGAAUUCCAUACCUUUGAUGAACCCAGUGAAUGAAUCUGAUGUUGUGCACUGAAGUUCAUGCUUUAAAACAUCAGGAGAAUCCAUUACAAUGUCAAUGAGGAACCUUUUUCAUAAAA
Molecule: messenger RNA, 4451 nt
Organism: Brassica napus (rape)
Lineage: Eukaryota; Viridiplantae; Streptophyta; Magnoliopsida; Brassicales; Brassicaceae
Product: putative UDP-glucuronate:xylan alpha-glucuronosyltransferase 3
Exons: 4
Coding region: 2344-4263 (639 amino acids)
Biological process (GO): xylan biosynthetic process
Molecular function (GO): glycosyltransferase activity
Source: RefSeq, a predicted model, not a curated record